This is a messenger RNA of Kazachstania africana CBS 2517, 2625 nucleotides long. It is a transcript of the gene VPS34, whose product is annotated as phosphatidylinositol 3-kinase VPS34. The coding region runs from base 1 to 2625 and encodes 874 amino acids. NCBI's taxonomy places the organism in Eukaryota, Fungi, Ascomycota, Saccharomycetes, Saccharomycetales, Saccharomycetaceae. The transcript has a single exon. Gene Ontology annotation, cellular component: peroxisome; cytoplasm; phagophore assembly site. Gene Ontology annotation, molecular function: 1-phosphatidylinositol-3-kinase activity. The record is from RefSeq and is a predicted model, not a curated record. Gene Ontology annotation, biological process: phosphatidylinositol-3-phosphate biosynthetic process; autophagosome assembly; phosphatidylinositol-mediated signaling.
AUGUCUGUCAACAAUGUGACUUUUUGCUUGUCUCAGGAACUGGAUAUACCAUUGAGAGUAAAACUUAGGUCGCUAGAAGGUGUGAAGCAAUUGUCAAAACCCUCGGAAAAGAUACUCAACCCUAAGUUGACGCAGGUUGAGUCUAAUUUGUAUCAUAACAGCAACUUCCUAGUAUCAGUUCAGGUUUUUGAUAACGAAAGACAUAGGAACCUCACCCUCCCUGUUUUCACGCCGUAUAUCCCAUUUAAAAAUUCAAGAAAAUGGGACUAUUGGGUUACGCUACCAAUAAUGAUAAAACAAUUGACAUUAUCCAGCAGAUUGAGGAUUAUACUAUGGGAAUAUAAUGGCAUGAAAAAGGUUGCAUUUUAUAAAUUGGAGACUUGUAUAUUCAAUUACAAUGACUGUUCGUUGAAAAGAGGGUAUGAAUCUUUGAAAUUUGAUUACGAAGUACCCAAUACAGUGACAUCAAUUGAAGAUGAUGAGGUGCAAGAAAAUUUGAACAAGUAUCUUCAAGGUGAAAUUAAGAAAAUUGAUUGGCUGGAUGAUAUUACCUUCAAGAAAUUGGUCGAAGAAAGGGAAAAAAGAACUUGGCCACGAAACACAUUUGUUUUAAACAUAGAAUUUCCUGUCUUUGAGCUACUUGUCAUCUACACUGAAAGAAUGGAUGAGAAUGUACAGAAAAAUAUUUCUACUCUGCAUAAUUUCGAAUCUGUUACAGAUAUGACAGAACAUUCCAAGACAAGUCCAGAUAUUAAAAUAUCAUUGGGCGAUAAAUAUACCUCGACUCUAAAGUUUUAUGAUCCUGAUCAAUUUAACAGUGAUCCUAUAGAAGAGAAGUAUCGAAGACUGGAAAGAACUUCCAAACAAUCAGACCUGGAUAAACAGGUCAAACCUGAUACUAAAAAGAGGAAAUACUUGAACAAAAUCAUCAACUAUCCUCCUGGUACUGCCCUUACUGCUCAUGAAAAGGGAUCAAUUUGGAAGUAUAGGUAUUUUUUGAUGACAAAUAAAAAGGCACUCACCAAGCUUUUAAGAAGUACUAACUUAAGUGAGGAAACAGAACGUAACGAGGUACUUGAACUGAUGGAUUCAUGGGCCGAAAUUGAUAUUGACGAUGCAAUUGAGCUGCUGGGACCUGAUUUCACUAACUUAUCAGUCAGGUCUUAUGCGGUAAAUAGACUGAAAAAGGCGUCCGAUAAGGAUUUAGAACUAUAUUUGUUGCAGUUGGUUCAAGCGGUGUGCUUCGAAAACCUAUCUGUACUGAACGAUAAGACGAACAGUGAAUUCCAGAUAGUCAACACCCCAGCAUCUCCAAAUGUAGUUAAUUCCACGAUGAUUCAAAGGUAUCAGAAACUAGAGAGGUCUGUACAGAGCUCUGAAGAUGGUCAAAUUAACGACAUGACUAUGGAGGAAACAACUAUUGUUAUUUCUCCUUUGGCAGAAUUUUUGAUAAAAAGAGCUUUAAAGAAUCCAAGAUUGGGUAACUUUUUUUAUUGGUACCUGAAAUCGGAGUGUGAAGAUAGACCCUAUCUGAAACAAAUAUUAGACUCGUUUUUGGACAGAUUGCCUAGUGGACAAAAAGUAACGUUAUUUGAACAAAUCGAAUUUGUAACUUUGUUAUCACGUUGUAGUGAAGAAAUUAAGAAAUCAAAAGAUACUACAACUAAAAAAAUUGAACUAUUGCAUUCCUUACUGACCACCAAAAUUAGACAUAUGUUGAAAAAUAAGCCAAUUCCUUUGCCCCUGAACCCAGAUAUAUUUGUCUGCGAUGCAAGUCCAGAACAGUCUACAGUGUUUAAGAGUUCCUUGUCGCCGUUAAUGAUUAGCUUCAAAACUACAGACAAUUUACCUUAUCAACUUAUGUACAAAGUAGGAGAUGAUUUGAGACAAGAUCAACUGGUAAUUCAAAUUAUUCGAUUAAUGGAUGAGCUCUUGAAAAGUGAGAAUGUAGAUCUAAAACUUUCGCCAUAUUUGACAUUAGCCACUGGAAUACAAGAAGGUGCAAUACAAUUUGUCCCAAGUAGUACAUUGGCCUCGAUAUUAAGUAAUUACCAUGGUAUAUUGUUCUACCUCAAGGCUCAUUUUCCAGAUGAUAGUCAGGAACUAGGUGUUCAAGAUUUAGUUAUGGAAAACUUUGUGAAAUCUUGUGCUGGCUACUCGGUGAUAACUUACAUCCUAGGUGUCGGUGAUAGACAUUUAGAUAACUUAUUGCUCACUCCUGAUGGUCACUUUUUCCAUGCAGAUUUCGGUUACAUCCUGGGCCAAGAUCCUAAACCAUUCCCCCCUUUAAUGAAGCUACCACCUCAAAUCAUUGAAGCAUUCGGUGGAGCCGAAUCAUCAAAUUACGAUAAGUUUCGAAGCUACUGUUUUGUAGCCUAUUCAAUCUUAAGGAGAAAUGCUGGCUUGAUAUUAAAUCUUUUUGAGCUAAUGAAACAGUCAAACAUUCCAGACAUUAGAGUCGAUCCUGAUGGUGCAAUUUUGAAAGUCAAGGAGAGGUUCAAUCUCGAUAUAUCAGAAGAAGAAGCAAUUAUUCACUUUCAAACGCUAAUUAAUGACAGCGUAAACGCACUACUUCCAAUUGUGAUAGACCGUCUCCAUAACCUGGCACAGUACUGGAGAGCAUGA